This is a messenger RNA of Hermetia illucens (black soldier fly), 804 nucleotides long. It is a transcript of the gene boca, whose product is annotated as LDLR chaperone boca. The coding region runs from base 67 to 630 and encodes 187 amino acids. Gene Ontology annotation, biological process: protein folding. The record is from RefSeq and is a predicted model, not a curated record. NCBI's taxonomy places the organism in Eukaryota, Metazoa, Arthropoda, Insecta, Diptera, Stratiomyidae. The transcript has 2 exons.
ACUGAUUAGAAACUCAGUGACAGUUGCAGCAGAGGGAGUGACGUGUGUAAACUGAAGAUAAGCGAAAUGAACAAAGUCCCGGUGUUUAUUGUGGUAUUUUUCACCCUUUGUGUAAUAUCGACCUGCAAAAAGUCGGAUCCGAAAAACAAACCGAAAUGGGCUCAAAAAGACAUAAGGGAUUUCACAGACGCCGACAUGGAACGUCUUUUAGAUCAGUGGGAGGAAGACGAAGAGCCUCUAGAGGAAGAUGAACUACCGGAACACUUACGUCCGCAACCAAAAAUCGAUCUUUCCAAUAUAAACACGAAAAAUCCAGAGGAUCUAUUGAAACUUAGCAAAAAAGGCCGCACUCUUAUGACUUUCGUGAGCGUUGGCGGCGAUCCAACUCGCGAGGAAGCCGAGACGAUUACUAAACUGUGGCAAACGGGACUUUGGAACAACCACAUACAGGCGGAACGUUAUAUGGUAGAUGACAACAGAGCGAUUUUCAUGUUCAAAGAUGGAUCACAAGCCUGGGAGGCCAAAGACUUCUUGGUGGAGCAAAAACGAUGCGAAAGUGUUACUAUCGAGAACAAAGUGUAUAAAGGGAAGUACCCGGAGGAGGACUCUGACGAGAAAGACGAACUUUGAGUAAGAACUGCAGGUGCAGGUGGUAAAUUAUUAUCUAGGGUAAGGACUUCUAGUUCAAAAAGGACAUUUCCGGGUGGCUUUCCCUUUUUACUUUUAAAGAAUGAAAGUAUGGAAGCAUAUAUCUCAUGAAGUUGUAAAUUGUACAUGAAUGAAUAUAAUAUUACUUUUCUAAUG